Messenger RNA from Amphiprion ocellaris (clown anemonefish), 2004 nucleotides. RefSeq names its product DEAD (Asp-Glu-Ala-Asp) box helicase 56 (gene ddx56). Gene Ontology annotation, cellular component: nucleolus. The transcript is spliced from 14 exons. The record is from RefSeq and is a predicted model, not a curated record. NCBI's taxonomy places the organism in Eukaryota, Metazoa, Chordata, Actinopteri, Pomacentridae. Gene Ontology annotation, molecular function: nucleic acid binding; ATP binding; RNA helicase activity. Bases 52 to 1737 code for a protein of 561 amino acids.
CAAUGACGUCAAAAGAAUGCGACGCACGUGUGAACGCUGUGAGGAGGAAACAUGGCCGCGGAGAGGCUGCAGUUUCAUGAAAUGGGCUUAGACGACCGUCUGUUAAAGGCGGUUGCAGAUCUGGGUUGGUCCCAGCCCACUCUGAUUCAAGAGAAAGCCAUCCCCUUGGCUCUGGAGGGGAAGGAUCUUCUGGCUCGAGCCCGGACUGGAUCUGGGAAAACGGCAGCAUAUGCUGUCCCCGUUAUACAGCGCAUCCUGACCUCCAAACAGAGCGUUCGUGAGCAGGACGUCAGAGCUUUAAUCCUGGUACCAUCCAAAGAGUUGGGUCAGCAGGUCCAGACCAUGAUAAGACAGUUGACCUUCUUCUGCUCGAGGGACGUCCGAGUCACUGACAUCUCUGGCAAAGCUGAUCUGUCAGCGCAAAGACCCAUCUUAAUGGAGAAACCUGACGUGGUGGUGGGGACGCCAUCCCGUGUGCUCGCCCACCUCAACGCCCAGAACCUGGUCCUGCACUCCUCCCUGGAGAUGCUGGUGGUGGACGAGGCUGACCUGCUCUUCUCUUUUGGCUUUGAGGCUGACUUGAAGAACUUGUUGUGCCAUUUACCGAAGAUCUACCAGUCUUUCCUGAUGUCGGCUACUCUCUCUGAGGAUGUCCAGGCCCUAAAGGAGCUGCUGCUGCACAACCCUGUGGUCCUGAAGCUGCAGGGCUCUCAGCUCCCCGACAGCAGCCAGCUGCAGCAGUACAGCAUCAAAUGUGAGGAGGAGGACAAAUUCCUGCUGAUCUACACGCUGCUGAAGCUGCAGCUGCUUCAGGGAAAGACACUGGUGUUUGUGGGAGCCGUGGACCGAUGCUACAGACUCAAACUGUUUCUGGAACAGUUUGGGAUCCCUGCCUGCGUCCUCAACUCCGAGCUGCCCGUCCAGUCCAGGUGUCACAUCAUCACCCAGUUCAAUCAGGGUUUUUACGACUACAUCAUCGCCACGGAUGAGCAGAGUUUGGCCGACCCCGCUGCUGCUGCUGCACAGACGACAGCAGGCAAAGAGAAGAAGAAGAACACAGAGAAAGGGGGAAAGGCAAAAGGUAAGGAGUACGGAGUCUCCAGAGGUGUGGACUUCCAAAAUGUCUCCAAUGUCAUCAACUUUGAUUUCCCUGCAACUGUAGAAUCCUACAUUCAUCGAGUUGGAAGAACAGCGAGAGCAGACAAUCCUGGGACCGCUCUGUCCUUCAUCUCCCACACAGAGCUCGAUCUGCUGUCGGAGGUGGAGGAGGCGCUCACAGGAGAUAAUGCUGAGUCUGUCCUGAAACCUUAUGAGUUUAAGAUGAAAGAGAUUGAAGGCUUCAGGUACAGGUGCAGGGAUGCAAUGCGUUCAGUGACAAAGCAGGCAGUGAGAGAAGCACGACUGAAGGAGAUCAAACAGGAGCUGCUUAACUCGGAGAAACUGAAGACGUAUUUUGACGACAAUCCCAGAGAUCUGCAGCUGCUCCGACACGACAAAGACCUCCAUCCUGCUGUGGUUAAACCUCACUUGAAGAACAUACCUGAGUAUCUCGUUCCUCAGACACUGAAAAGUGUGGUGCAUCCACUGUCAAGCAGGAGGAAGAAGAGGAGGGAAAAAUCCAAUCCAAUAGGAAUCAGCAAGACCAGUUUCAAGAAGAACAUCAAGGGGAAGAACCCACUGAAGAGUUUCCGUUACACCAGAGGCAAAAACAUAAAAGGCAAAGCGGGCAAGUCAUAGAAAUAGAGUCAUGGAGGACGCCUGAACCAGUCCUUGAUGUUCCACCUGUGCAGACACUCACCUGGUCGGGUCUCCACUGUUGGAACAGGUGAGACAGAUACAGACUGUAUGGAGCUGAUGAAGCUAGAAGGACUGCGGACAAAAUGGACUUAAGAAAAUGCACAUUCAAAAACUAUAAACCCAUUAUUGUAUGUGUUAUCUCAUUUUUAAAACGUCCGUUCUGCUAAACUGAAAAUGUUUCUUAAAAUAAAAUCCUUUAACACAGCA